AUUUUUAUUUUAAUACAGUAGUACAUAGCAAAUUGAAAAAAGAAAAUCUUCAAUGCAUCUUCAAUUGUUACACAUAUGUAUGUACAUAAAAAUAUAAUUUGUAUAUGUUAAGUAUAAGCAAAAAAUGAUGGCUAUAUCGAAAUAUUUGUGUUGUUCAGAAAGCAAUAUAAUGCUUAAAUGCAUUAAGAGAGGAUAUAUUUCUAUGUCAAAUGGUUGUUAUAAACAAUUUGAAGCUUACAAAGGAAUUUCUAGAAACAUGGCUAAACUUUCGAAUAAGAGUUCGAAUUCGGAGCAAAUAGAAUCUUGCAUUGUAAGCAGCGGUAUGCGUCUUGUGUGUGAAUGCAGAAAUUCUUUCACCACCACCUUAGGAUGUUUUCUUCCAGCCGGUGCAAUGUAUGAAAUGCCCAAAGAACGUGGCAGCGCUAUAUUUUUAGAACAUUUACUUUUCAGGAGAACACAACAUAACAAUCAAGAACAACUAGAAAAGUUAUUAGGAGAGAUUGGUGGAAAAGUUGCUGCUAUUGCUAUGCGGGAUAUGUUUCUUUUUUAUGGAACAGUACUUCCACACGAAGUAGAUAAGCUUAUUCAAUUAUUUGCAGAUGUAAUAUUGAAUGGUAUUAUAUGUGAUGAAGAUGUUGAAAGGGAAAAGUGUGUAAUUCUAUAUGAACUUUCUAAAAUGGCGUUAGACAAGGAAAAAGUUGUAAUGGAUUAUUUACCUACUGUCGCGUAUCAGGAUACUGCCCUUGCCAAUGGUGUAUAUCCUGAAACUGAUACAAUAAAAAAAUUUUGUACAGAGAAUCUUAUUGAAUUUCGAGAUCGUUUGUUUAAAACAUAUUUUAUGACAAUGGUUUGUACUGGAUCCAUUGGUUUAGAAAAGUUUAAAAGGCUUGUUUGCAAACAUUUCACUAUUGAAGAAGAUGAUAAUGAAUUACCAAUAGAUCUUGCUAAUAACGUGCAGUCUUGUAUAGAAUCAUUUCAGUGUCGAUUUUCAGGUUGUGACUUGCGGCUAAGAGAUGAUGACGAGGAAUUAGGAUAUGUUGCUAUAGGAUUUGAAGGACCAAGUUAUAAAGAACCUGAAGAUCACCUUAUUCUUACUGUGGCUAAAGAAAUUGUAGGUUCCUGGGAUAAAAGCUGUAGUGGAGCAAGUCAUAAUGCACCAUAUAUUGCACACUGUGCAUUUAAUACAGAGUUUUGUUACAUGUACAAAUCUUUUUUUCACAACUGGGCACAGUGUACUAGUAUGUGGGGCUGUUAUUUUGUGUCUAAUAAAUUAGACCAAGAGAACAUGGUGGAUUUAUUGCAAAGAGAAUGGAUGAAAUUAUGUACAACAAUUACACAAAAGGAAGUACUUCGUGCUGUUAAUCAAUGUAAAUUGAAAGAUCUGAUUGUUCUGAGUGAUCCAACGAGUCGUUUUUUCGAUAUCGUUCAAUAUAUUUUUAGAUAUGGAUAUUAUGAACCGAUACAAAACAGAAUUUUAGAAUAUGAGAAAAUAACAACAGAUAAACUGAAGGAAACCUGUGAAAAAUAUAUCUAUGAUCAAAAUCCGACUGUUGUAGCAAUUGGUCGUAUUGAAAAUUUACCACACUACUAUGUAAUAAGAAAUGGAAUGUAUUUAUUGCGAUAUUGAAAUUUGUUUACAAAAAGUUCGAAUCAGAAAUUAUAAUAUUAGUGAUACUCGGAAUUCAUGAUUAUAAUUUUUGUUUUAGCAUGGCUUUUGUUUCUUUCCAUAAAGAAAGCAAUGCCUUAUCUUAUAUAUAUAUAUACAUAUACAUAUAUAUAUAUAUAUCCGUCCGUCCGUGUCACUUUUCAACUUGAGAAAUACUCUAAGUGGUCGCAGUUAAAAGUUACAGAGAUUUCAAUUUUUCUAUAAAAAUUCUGUAGGUCGCACAUUUUAGCUUCGGGGUCCCUAAUACCCCAGAUGCCAUGCGGUCGGUAUACAGUGU
This is a messenger RNA of Osmia lignaria (orchard mason bee), 1943 nucleotides long. The record is from RefSeq and is a predicted model, not a curated record. Lineage: Eukaryota; Metazoa; Arthropoda; Insecta; Hymenoptera; Megachilidae.